AUGGCUGUUGAUAGCCAGUCGAAAAUCCAAAAUGAUUGGUUACAUUCUUCAGUGAGCCAAGGCGCCUUUCUGGAUGACAAAAUCGUGGGCGGUGAGCAGGUUUCAAUUGACACCUUUCCCUAUCAAGUUUCGCUCCAAUACUACGGUAAACAUAUUUGCGGCGGAACGAUUCUUAAUCCUCAACACAUUGUCACAGCUGCUCACUGCACCAAUGGAUUGAGAGCAAGGUACUUCACAGUUCGGGCAGGUUCAUCAGAACACGUCCGCGGCGGCCAAUUAGUGCAAGUUGAUAGAAUCCAUCAACAUCCUUUGUACAAUACCCAACCACUAGAUUAUGACGUUACGGUGUUGAAAUUGAAAAAACCAUUAAUAAUGGGCAACGGAGUAAUGGCUGUGAAUUUGGUACCGGCUGAUACGGCCUUGACGCCUGGAACGGUAGGAUUCAUAUCGGGUUGGGGUUACCAGCAAGAAGGAGGUCAAGUAUCGGAUAGAUUGUACGCAGUUGGAGUACCAAUUAUUGAUAAGGAUUCAUGCAGGAAAAUUUAUGGUAAUACUAAUAAUGUGAUCACGGAGAGGAUGAUUUGCGCCGGGUAUAAUGAAGGAGGGAAGGAUUCGUGCCAGGGCGACUCUGGAGGACCUUUUGUUGCUAAUGGUAAUUUAAUAGGUAUAGUCUCUUGGGGCUACGGCUGCGCCAGAGUUGGCAUUCCAGGUGUUUAUACCAACGUUGCAGAUGAAAACAUUUCGAGGUUUAUCCGUUUAUUGGCUAAUUUUUAA
Messenger RNA from Nicrophorus vespilloides, 774 nucleotides. Its product is annotated as trypsin-7-like. The transcript is spliced from 4 exons. Gene Ontology annotation, biological process: proteolysis. Lineage: Eukaryota; Metazoa; Arthropoda; Insecta; Coleoptera; Silphidae. Gene Ontology annotation, molecular function: serine-type endopeptidase activity. The record is from RefSeq and is a predicted model, not a curated record. The coding region runs from base 1 to 774 and encodes 257 amino acids.